ACCUGUUUGUUUACCAGGUCUUUCCUCAAUACAUUUGACUAUGAACUGCAAGGGACAACCAGGUGCCACCGUCCACCCUGUGCACGGCAGCCUCCUAGUUAGAUGACGUGACCGUCUGCUGUCCACACCGCUGCAGUGACGGGUGCUGAGGCUCUGAGCACAGCCAGGGUGCCCGCUCCAGCUGCCCGCUCCAGCUGCCCGCAGCGUGCUCCUCCCGCAGUGCAGCCAGUGCCCUCCGAGUCCAGGUUCCACUGGCUCUUUUCCAAGGCUGCUUAGUCUUGAACAGACUUGUCGCCAUCAAAAAUAAUGAUUAAUUUAGAAGAUAAUGUACAGUAUGUGUCCAUGAGAAAAACUCUAAAAGUGAAGACACCUCGGUUUGAUGUAUCACUGGUGUAUUUAACUCGGAAAUUUAUGGAUCUUGUCAGAAAUGCUCCUGGGGGUAUUCUUGACUUAAACAAGGUUCCAACAAAACUGGGAGUCCGGAAACGAAGAGUGUAUGACAUCACCAAUGUCUUAGAUGGGAUCGACUUGGUUGAAAAAAAAUCGAAGAACCACAUUCGAUGGAUUGGUCCUGUCCCCUGCUUUCCAAGAGGAUCCGAUCUCAACAAUUUCGGAGCAGUGCCCCAACAGAAGAAGCUGCGGGAGGAGCUGUCUGAUCUGUCGGCCAUGGAAGAGGCUCUGGACGAGUUGAUUAAGGAUUGUGCUCAGCAGCUGUUCGAGUUGACGGAUGACAAAGACAAUGAAAGGCUCGCGUAUGUGACGUACCAAGACAUCCACAGCAUCCGAGCCUUCCACGAGCAGAUUGUCAUUGCAGUGAGAGCUCCGGCGGAGACCAGACUGGACGUCCCAGCCCCCAGAGAAGACUCCAUCACGGUGCACAUACGGAGCACCAAGGGGCCCAUCGACGUCUACCUGUGUGAAGUGGAGCAGGGGCGCUCCGGCAGGAAGGGCUCUGAAGGGGCAGGACCCUCGGCGUCUAAGAAAAGCAAACACUCAGAAACACCCGACAAAGAAGAAAAUCCUCCACAGCAAAGUGAAGUGAGUGACUGACGGGAUUUGAGCCCCGAGUGUUGAGUGGCUUUGGAGCGUCACGUGGAUGAUGACGCAUCGAGUUUGAUCCUCAGCGAUCAGUCACUGUGAAGUCCCCCCUCCGUCAGUGGCACAAGGCUAGUCGUGUCUUUGAGUGGCUCACUACUUAGAUUCCGGGAUGAUUAUGGUUUCCACAUUCAGAAGCAACUCUUUUUAUAACUCACUGCUUUUUGUCAGUGAACUAGAUAUCCUGCCUACUACCUUCCGCAAAGAGUAUCACUAACCCGAAACGGUCAGUCCUGUGUGGACUUUGCCUUCCCUUCAAGGAUCAUGUGUCGUCAUCACAAAAGCAGUUGCCUUACGCGAGGUCACGUCUGCAUUAGCUGCUGCGCAGUGGGUGGGCGUGCACACGCCAUCUAAGUGUGAUGUCUGUAUAUAUCUGUAUAGUGCUUAGAUCGCUUAUGUGUGUCUCAGUGAG
Molecule: messenger RNA, 1507 nt
Organism: Myotis brandtii (Brandt's bat)
Lineage: Eukaryota; Metazoa; Chordata; Mammalia; Chiroptera; Vespertilionidae
Gene: E2F6
Product: E2F transcription factor 6
Exons: 7
Coding region: 307-1050 (247 amino acids)
Biological process (GO): regulation of transcription by RNA polymerase II
Cellular component (GO): RNA polymerase II transcription regulator complex
Molecular function (GO): protein dimerization activity; DNA-binding transcription factor activity, RNA polymerase II-specific; RNA polymerase II cis-regulatory region sequence-specific DNA binding
Source: RefSeq, a predicted model, not a curated record